AAUAAAAUAUUGAAAAUUGAAAGAACUACGCCAUUGUUUUCAAUUUCUAUGGUCCUAGUAAGUCCUGAUCUUGUCACUAAAUAUAUUUGGACAAACUUGCUUACAGUUAAUUCGUUAUUCAUAUAUUAUAGGAAUCGGGAGCAAGAAUACAGAUUUCCAUGUUCUAAAAAUAGAAUGACAUGAUUGAUACGGGUAUUUCCUGAAACAAGUUUAAAAGCUAAUCUAACAGUUUGCGGUUGAUAUCGUCAUACGUUUGAACUGAACCGCAUAUUAAAAAAAUGGGAAAGGAACUUCAGUUAUUUUUGAAAGGGCUGGAAGGUAAAACAACGAUCAUUCGCAUUGAUGAAGAUGCAAGUAUUGCUCAACUAAGAAGAAUGAUUCACGAGAAAACCUUAAUCAGCCUGGAGGAAAUGAGAGUGCUCUAUUGUAGCAAGGAACUCCGAGAUACUGACGAGAAUAGUAAGGAGCAAUUUCUGACGGACUACAGAAUUCAAGAUGAAGGGAAUCUGGUUCUAGUUCUCCGUUUACGUGGAGGGUCUGAUCAACAAGGACAAACCAAUGGAACUGACACAGGAACAGUAGAAAUUGUUGACUCGGAUACCAUGGAUACCACUGAAGACCUUUCCCCUCCUUUGAAAGUGUAUGGUUCUGAUGUUGAGCUGACCUCAGAACCCGAUAUGAUAACAUUUGAUGAUGACAAGGAUGGACUAAGGGCAAAGAUGCCAUGUGGUCAUGCAAUAGGCCCAGAAUCACUCACGGCUUACUGCAGGAGCUUACUCUCAAGUGGAAAAUUCGAGUUUAGAUGCCCACAUAUGGACCCAUCUUACUGUGGUCGAAUCUGGGAAUUCUACACGGUAAAUAAGUUAGCAGUACUAACAAAGGAAGAAAGAAAAGAAUUUGAGACACAAAUAGCGAUAAAUUUCCUGAGAAAAGCUGUUGGAAUUCAGGAAUGUCCUAAAUGCCAAUCAUACUGUGAGCGGAUGGAUCGGAAGGAUGUUCGCGUAAUCUGUCCUGUCUGUUCGAGAAAACCCGGUGGGAGAUUUGAAUUUUGUUGGUUCUGUCUUAGAAAAUGGUCAACGUCGGGCACUGCUGAAUGCGGAAACCUUAACUGUUCAGGAGAGGAUCCGAGAAAGAAAAUUUUGCGAGAGUGUCAAGAAAAAAAGGUUGUCGAGGUUAGUUGUCCUGCAGUAAGGGCUUGUCCAAAAUGUGGUUUAAUGAUUGAACACAGGGAAGCAUGCAAGCAAAUGGAGUGUCCAUGUGGACAGAAAUUUUGUUUUAUUUGCUUGAAAAUGGCAGAUGAAAGUGGACAAUACACAUGUGGAGCCUGGAACUUUAAAUGUGAAAAAGCACCAGUUCAGACUCAGCUUCCUUGAAUACCAAUGUGAUAAAUGUAUAUGCGAUACCGAUUCCAGUGAUAAAACAAUAAAAUGCAUAGUUUUAAUCUUUAUUUUCAUAUUGUUAAUUUUAUAGAGUUGCUUGUAUUUUUAAAGAUUGUUGUUAACUUUAAUUGUUUCUAAAAAAUGAAACCGUA
Mytilus californianus (California mussel) is the source of this 1531-nucleotide messenger RNA. RefSeq lists its product as uncharacterized. Gene Ontology annotation, molecular function: ubiquitin conjugating enzyme binding; ubiquitin protein ligase activity. Bases 279 to 1373 code for a protein of 364 amino acids. The record is from RefSeq and is a predicted model, not a curated record. The transcript has 6 exons. Gene Ontology annotation, cellular component: ubiquitin ligase complex; Golgi apparatus; endoplasmic reticulum. NCBI's taxonomy places the organism in Eukaryota, Metazoa, Mollusca, Bivalvia, Mytilida, Mytilidae. Gene Ontology annotation, biological process: regulation of cellular response to oxidative stress; regulation of apoptotic process; protein polyubiquitination.